GUUGUGCUGAUAGAUAUAGUGGACUGGAGUAAGGUCAAUGGAGUGUGUGGUUCAAGGAAUUAUAGAAACACAGCAUGUUGAAGCUUUGGAGAUUCUACUUCAGGGCCUUUGUGGUGUUCCCAAAGUAUCUCUUAGGAUCCAUGAGUUAUGCCUGAAGAGUGCACCUGGGCUUGGAGCGGUAGCCUCAGAGGUUCGACUCUUGUGUGAUCUGGAGCAGCCUGAGCCCACUUGGACUGUUCGACAUGUUGGUGGAGCCAUGAGAGGUGCUGCUGCUGAUCAAAUUUCUGUCCUGGUGAGGACCGUGGUAGAAAGCAAAGCAAGCAAGAAUGUGUUGCGUUUUUUUUAUUCCCUUGGUUACAAAUUGGACCACGAGCUUCUAAGGGUGGGAUUCGCCUUCCAUUUCCAAAGGGGUGUGAGGAUUUCUGUUACUGUUACUUCAGUUAAUAAAAUGCCAAAGCUAUAUGCAGUAGAGGAUGCUGUGCCAGUGACACCUGGUAUUAAACUAGUUGAAGUGACAGCCCCUGCAUCUUCUGAAAACUACACCGAAGUUGAUGUUGCAGUUUCAUCUUUUUGUGAAUAUCUAGCACCGCUCCUUCACUUGUCAAAACCGGGAGUCCCAACAACGGUUGUUCCUACUGCUGCUGCUGCCGCUGCCUCUCUCAUGUCAAAUGGUGGGAGUAAAAUCUUAUAGUGCCAUCUUUUAUCCGCGAGGUAGAUCUUCAGCACUUGUC
This is a messenger RNA of Telopea speciosissima, 731 nucleotides long. Its product is annotated as mediator of RNA polymerase II transcription subunit 18-like. Gene Ontology annotation, molecular function: transcription coregulator activity. NCBI's taxonomy places the organism in Eukaryota, Viridiplantae, Streptophyta, Magnoliopsida, Proteales, Proteaceae. Gene Ontology annotation, biological process: regulation of transcription by RNA polymerase II; termination of RNA polymerase II transcription. Gene Ontology annotation, cellular component: core mediator complex; mediator complex. The transcript has 5 exons. Bases 38 to 691 code for a protein of 217 amino acids. The record is from RefSeq and is a predicted model, not a curated record.